Effrenium voratum is the source of this 3288-nucleotide messenger RNA. Lineage: Eukaryota; Dinophyceae; Suessiales; Symbiodiniaceae. The record is from the annotation of a GenBank genome assembly.
AUGUCGGCAGCGCCUGGACCCGAGCCGCCGCUGAGCCCACCGGAGUCACCGGUCUCCUUGCCAAGCGACGCAAGCUCCGUAGUUCAUCUGCCAUCCGACGCCGAGCCUGAGGCGGCAGCAGAAUCAGCAGACCCUCACGCAUGCUGCCUUUCAGGCUGCCGCAGGGUGCUCCAGGAGUCGCCAGCCUUGGCCCGACGAGUGCUCGAGCUGCAGCAAGCGCUGGAUCAGAGCAGCCGCGAUCAAGCCAGGAUGCUCCAAUUUGCUUGCUUGAAGCAAUGGGGGUCGGGCACUGGCUGGCGCAGGUACCAUGCCUGGAACAUGGCCCUGUGCCAGGAAGCCACGAGCCGCAUUCUAAAGCUAACGAAACACCAGAUGAAAAAAAUGAACAAGCAAAUUUCAGAAGGGCUACUCCAGCCAGAGCGCUCUCUAAAGGAGACCCAAAGACAAAAAAGCAGCCGGCCCGCUCUGCAGCACGCAGACGCCCUGCUGGCCUGGCUGCAUCAAAAUGUUGCGGAGGACCUCGCAGAGGGCGUCCGCGUCGACGGCGAAUGCGAAGCGGCAGCCAAAAAGAAACGCAUCGCUGCCGAUCCUCUGCCGAAGCUGGCUAGCAUCCCUUUCCUUGACCGCCUUGAAGAGGAGGAGCAAGGGGUCCGGUGGAUGCCGCCAGGGACCACGCUGGCUGAAAUGCACGAUCUAUCGAUGUCAUUCCUGCCAGACACGCGAGUGUCGUAUUCGACCUUUAUCGGAUGCUAUCACCUGCGGUGGGCCAAGCGCCUAAAGAUCCGCAACAAAGGCCAGCACAGCAAGUGCUCCCUUCGCGAGCGAUUUAAGGCGUAUCGCAAGCAGUGCAGUGCGCCGGCUGACUCCAAAAAAGUUUCCGAGGAGUACGCAAGCCACUUGGAAGCUGUCAUGCAAGACAGGGCCGCGGACCAGCGCCUGUGCGCAGCCGCUCAGUUGGCUGCGGGGUCCUUGACAGGAGUUCCCAGCAGCGAAAAUUCGCUGCUAUCCAUCACAAUCGACGCGAUGGACGCAGCAAAAUUUCGCUGCCCGCGCAACAUAGGCGCCUCUAAAGAGUUUCAAAACCUUUGGCGACCCGAACUGAGUCUGAUCGGUGCAAUCACAGAAGGCCUGCGCGAGUGCUACUACUUGUGCGAUCCCGACCUGUCAAAGAACGCCGACCCUCACAUCACAAUCAUCGGCCAUUCUUUGCAGCUUGCGAAAGAGAGCUUUCAGGCGCGGGGAAAGCCAUUUCCCCGCCACCUGCGGCUCCACACCGACAACGCGGCGUCUGAAGGAAAAAAUCAGACAGUUUUUUUCCUGGCAGCUUGGCUGGUGAAGCGCAAAUUGUUCGACAGCGUGCUCCUAACUCAGUUUCGAGUCGGACACACGCACAGCAAAAUCGACCAACGAUUCUCUGAAUUGAGGUCGGCGCUGUCGCAGUCCACCGUGCUGGAGGACCCGUCAGCUUUUGCAGAGGCAAUCCGCUCCGGGGUGAAGCCCAGAGAGUCCCGCGAGCUCGCCGUCCACCACCUGCACGCAGCCCCAGACUUCAAAAGCUUCUUUCAACAUUUGGAGCUCAGAGUGUCCGGGCACGCGCAGACUAAAUUUCAAAAGCAGCGGAACGAGGAAGCGAUUCAUGCUUUUGGAUUCGCGCUCCGCGGUAGCACCAGUGGCGGGCCAACUCUGCCAUCAGCCGAUCCUGACGCAGAGGAUGUGAUACUGACUUGUCAGCAGUACCUGAGCAGCCACGAGCCUUGCCAAGAGCCCGCUGUGUUUGCUCGGGCCACCGACUUUGAAAAGCUGCCGCCUAAUGGCCCCUCGCAGCUGUCUGCACGGCUUUCGCUUUCGCAGCGCCAGCACCGGGAGUUCCAAAAAACUGCAGAGGCGAUUUCGCGGGAGCCCUGGUCAAUGCACGCAGGGUGCGCGUUUUUGCUGCAGUUUCUCGAAGAGAACGCGAACAACACCUCCGAGCAAUGGGUCCCUCUGCCCACGCAGUGGAUGUUGCAGGGGACUCGCGCGGAGGUUGACGCUACCCGCGACGAACCGGUAGGACGGGCGCUGGCAGAAAAUGCAUUUUCUUGGAACCACGCCAAGCCCGCGCCAGUCCAAGUUGCAAGGCCACCGCAAAAAUUGCGGCGCCGCAAGUCAAGCAGCCAACGCUGCUGCGACAACCGACAAUCGGAGACGAGAGCACUGCCGCGGCCAGAGGCGCUAGCAGUUCUGACCACUCUUGCCAGCCGCUUCUCGCGUGUCAGAUCCAGGGGCAGAGGCGGCGCUCCGGCAGCCUUAUACGGUAGAGGCGGCGCUCCGCCGAGAGUGGCAGCGCCCGGCUCAGACCCUUCGCCACGGCCAGCGGCCAAGCCGGCGGCAAAAGCCGAGGCCGGAGCAAAGGCAAAGGGCAAGGCGAAGGCCAAGGCCGCCAGUAAGGCAGCUGCAGCCAAGCCAUCUGCCAAGGCCCGGGCCCAGGCUCUAGGCUCGGAAGUGCCCGCUGCCAGGCCACCCCGCAGACACCUGGGGCGCCUGCCAAUGCCCGCUGGCGCUGCUGCGCUUCUCGGCUGCACCCGGUGUCGUUACAGCCACCGGUCGGCCAUCGAGAUCGAAGACGAGGACGCAGGGCAGCACAUCUUCAUGGAAUUCUUCUCGCCACCGCGGGUCGCCAUACCUUUGCGGCGCGAGAGAUUUCUAGCAGUGUACAGCUUUGACAUCGUCACGGGCUACGAUUUUCUGCAGUUCGAAGAUCGCGCCCGGGCAUGGAGCUUACUUGAAGCACAUGACCCAAUGUUUGCAAUGCUGUCUUCCCCCUGCACGAUGUUCAGCACAAUGCAAAACGCCAAUCUCGCGAAAAUGAAUCCCGCAGACAGAGCGCGGCGAUUUGAGGAGGCAAACUGUCUACUUGACUACUCAAUGAUGGUGGCCAAGCGACAGUGCCGCAAGCGACGGCUCUUUGCCCAUGAGCACCCUCAGAGGGCCAGGUCUUGGAAGCGACCAAGUGUCCAGGCCGUAGCAAAAGAGCCCGGAGUUCACAAGGUUUCUUUUGACCAGUGCAGGGUGAACUUGCGCACCCCGGUCACCAAGAAGCUUCUCAAAAAACGGACGACGCUGCUGACAAACUCUGCAGCUCUCGUCAAUCUUUUCACCCCCCUUCAAUGCUGCUGCUCUGAGGCACACGCAGUCAUCGAAGGCUCCGAGGGCGGCAUCUCCCCCAGCAAGUGGUGCCAAGUCUACACGCCAGAGUUUGUCGAUUUGCUGCAGAAGGCCGUCAAAGCAGAGUGGGAAAGCCGCCGCUAG